Molecule: messenger RNA, 4097 nt
Organism: Branchiostoma belcheri (Belcher's lancelet)
Lineage: Eukaryota; Metazoa; Chordata; Leptocardii; Amphioxiformes; Branchiostomatidae
Product: DNA polymerase eta-like
Biological process (GO): response to radiation; error-prone translesion synthesis
Cellular component (GO): replication fork; site of double-strand break; nucleus
Molecular function (GO): DNA-directed DNA polymerase activity; damaged DNA binding
Source: RefSeq, a predicted model, not a curated record
UAUUUUCUGUACUUUCUUUUUGAAAGCGUUAAGCAUGGCACAAGAAAGAGUGAUCGCUCUGGUGGACAUGGACUGCUUCUACGUGCAGGUGGAACAGCGGAGGGAUCCGUCCCUGAGGAAACCGUGCGCUGUUGUCCAGUAUAAGAAAUGGCAAGGGGGAGGGAUUAUUGCCGUAGGAUACGAGGCACGAGCGAAGGGUGUGACAAGACAGAUGCGAGGGGACGAGGCUAAGAAGAAAUGUCCAGAGAUCACCCUGGUCAGGGUACCGGAGUCUAGGGGCAAGGCUGACCUCACCAGAUACCGUGAUGCGGGCCGUGAAGUGAUUGAGGUGCUGUGUAAGUUCAGCAGGUGUGUGGAAAGAGCCAGUAUUGAUGAGGCUUACAUCGACCUUACGGAGGAGGUUAUGAAGAGGAUGGAGGAGAGGGGACCAGACUGUGUCACUGUGGACAUGCUGUCUUCUACACACGUCGGUGGCUGGCAAACAGAGACUGAUGGACAGAAUUCUUCUGAGGGGGUUAACUUAGAUGAUCGAGCUGUUGGAGUGUUCCAGUGGCUGGACAGCCUGAGGAAGAAAGAUGCCAGCAUGUACGACCGACGUCUGGCCAUGGGAGCAGCCAUUGCUGAGGAGAUGAGGGCUGCAGUGGAGAGGGAAACUGGCUUCCACUGUUCUGCUGGCAUUGGGCAUAACAAGGUUCUUGCUAAGCUGUGCUGUGGACUUCACAAGCCUAAGCAGCAAACUGUCCUUCCUCAUGCCUCAGUCCCACAGUUGUACAGCACACUCCCCAUCAAGAAAGUAGCCACUAUGGUCCUUCAUUGGCUGUCUCAGCUGUCUUCAGAACUGGCUGAGAGAUUACAAAAAGACAGGGAGAUGAAUAACCGUGUGGCAAAGCUGCUGGUGGUUGGCUUCCGUAACGACGGCAACCCUUCCACCUCUGCCUCCCGCUCCUGCGCCAUCCAUAGGUACGAGGCAGACCAGCUGUGUAAGGAUGCCUUCAUCCUGCUCAAACAGUUCAACGUGGCAGGGAACCAUCAAUCUGCAUGGUCUCCAGCAAUCAUGAACCUCCAUCUCAAUGCCAGUAAGUUCAUUGAAGAGGGUGGUACAGCCAGCGGCAACAUUGCUACCUUCUUGAGUAAGACACAGAACAACAAAUCAUCGCAACUUUCAAGUGUGAGUAAACAAACUAAAGAGGAAACAAGUAGAAGGGCACAGCAUGGAGCCAAGGAAGAGAAGAGGAUAUCUGGAAUACAAGCAUUUUUUUCUCAGAGCCACAAGAAUGCUGCAAGUCAAGUGGAAAGGGAGAUUAAAACAACAAUAGGAACACCAGUACAGGUAAAAACCUCCACCCCAAAUGCUGGCACAGGACAGGCACAGUUUAAACAAAGCACAGAGCAAGAUGGAACGUCCAGAUGGGAAGGCAUUCCCCUGACAGCCCAGUUAGAAGGGUCACCAAGGAAAACUGGUUUCUUUGCUGCAAAGUCAUCUUCUGUGUCAGGAAGUGUCCAAUCCAUGACAAAUGCACACAGUUUUGAUGAUAGACAGGAGGAAUUGCAGGGGAAGGCCAGUGACAAAAGUUCCGUCAACACAAACAGUAAUAGUCAUCCCUCUGAUAAGCCACAAACUCAGGUCAAAAGUUACACUCAGAAGACAGGACCUGAUGAUGCUAACUGCACUGCUAGCAAUUCAGAUUCCAGUAAAGAAGGACCACAGGAGGGAAGCCCAGAGUCAGACAGGCACAGCUGCACAACUGUGCUUGUGGACAGGUGUGUGCCUGUAACAGAAGACACCUCCUGCCAGCAAGUGGAUGCAGAAGAUGUAAUGAAAUGUGAGAAGUGUGGGGAAGACGUCCUAGCCUGGGAGCUUCCUGAACACUUAGACUUCCACUUCGCCAUGGAGCUACAGCAACAACAAACUUCAAACAGCAUCAGUGCCGUGUCUCAUGGGAGUGGCAUUAAUGCCAGCAGGGCCACGGCAGGUACUGCCAAGAACACUGGCAAGAGACGGGGUCGUCCCCCCAAGAGACAAAAGAUUGACCAUCCAACACUUGAUACUUUCUUCAAACACAGCAACUGAACAUUGUUGUCUACCAAACCAUGAAAAUGAAUAUUUACAAUGUAUGUCUCAAAAGACAUGUUUUCUUGAACAAAAUGAGUAUGUUUAGUCGUGUAGUAUGUAAGUUAUUGUACAGCUAUAUCAAAUAUUAAGUUUAUGAACUGUUUAUGUCCAACUUAAGAGUUUUAAUGGUGUGAAUGUGUGGUUAUUAAGUAAUUUCUUAUAAUGUUUUCAUAUGCCUGCUGCAAGUCUUUUGUACUUUUUUAUGAUAAGCAUAUGUAUGCAAAUAAAAUGUAUUUAUCCAAAUUUGAUAGAUAGCUUAUAUUGGAGAACUCUGUUAUUCAUAGACAGCAAAACUAAAUCAUCUAAUUCUUGCUACAUUUAAAGUAAUAAAAGAAUCAGACAUGACUCUUGUAGUUGCCUUUGAUAUCUGUAUGUCAUGACACAUUUUAUUUCUCUCAAAGUUGUCAUACACAUCUUCAAAGUCAGAGAACAUGAAAAAAUAAAGAAUUUUGGUUCGUUACCCCCCAAAAUACACAGUAAUUUAAAACACAUCAAUAGUUAAUGUAAGAAAAUGGCAAUGAUGUAUACACUUCUGAAAAUGAGCAGUUGCAAUGUCACAACCCUGGUGGCAUUGAAAUCCAAUAUCUAAUAUAUGGUGAUACAAAUAGUACAUCUCAUGUGUAAGAUAGUAUUACUAACUAAUGAUCAAAAGUCGAAACACGUAAUAGUACAUGUAUGUACUGAGGCAGGCUGUCAUUGUUCCCUUUCUCCCAUGUCUGUAGACAAACUAAGUAAUUAAGUACUGCAUGUGUACAUAAACAUCUGUCCACUCAAAAUUUUGACCAGAGCAGAAAAGCUUUCCCUAUACCAAGGUGGAUUUAGGCAAUCCAUGAAACAACCUUAAUAUCUACCUACAUGUAUUCAUCUUGGUACUCAUACAUACCUAGGUUAGUUAAACUUUGUACAAAGGGACGGCUCAAGAAUACUAGUAACUUUCCAUGGAUAUACACAUUUAUUGUAGGUGACAGAAACCCUUUCAUUUCUGAUGGACUCUACAGCAAUUGUUUCCAUAACAAGAUAUACUGAUUGAAAAUAAUUGCACAUAUCUAGAGCAUGCUAUAUCAACAAUGUACAAGCAGAAAUUAGUUUUCAGCGCACGGUGCUGUAAGAAAGAAUACAUCUAAGUGUUAUUGCAGUAUGCAUAUACUUGGUUAAAAUAUAUUAGCUAUAAUUUCACGGUUACACAUGAUAUAUACAAUCAUCUAUUGCAGCAGAAAGAAUACAAUUGCUACGGAUUGGCACUGACGUUAUAUCUAGCAUGUGUGUUGAAUUUCACCAUAGUUUGACAGAAAGUGUUCUCUAGUGAACAUUAUUUCCUGCCAAUGAUUCCACGGUGUAACCUUCGUCAAUAAUGAAUAGAAGUCGGGUAGCCAACUGCCAGCAGUUAGCUCUGGUGCAUCUUCAAAUUCCAUGGAGAUUUUUAUCAGAAGAAGAAUAGAUCUUAAUACUAGUAGUUCUCUGAUUGGUACAUGAAGGUCAUUUCUGUCAUAGUGAAUAAAUGCCAAGUUGGAGGCUGUUGACAGGUUGAUGACCCUGGCUGUUGACAGGGCUGGGGACUGCAUGGGGGGUAUACGUGCUGAUUAUGCCUCACAGGAGAAAGGCAUGUACAUGUAAGUCCCCGUGUGAGAGCCACUGUACAGAACAUGGUUUUCUCAGUGCAACCUCAUUAAAAGUGAAGAGCAUGAGAAUCUUUACUUGUACGUGCCAAUCAGAUCAGACUACAUGUAGUGUGAAAAAGAGGGUCUUCACUCAUGCUUGCAACGGGAAUGUCAUUAGGCUUGUCAUUUGGAAAAACGAUAAAAUAAUUAACUGUGAUGGUUGUGAGCAAAUAUGCGUCAAUCCUCCUAUCUCUAGAGGCAUAUGCGAAACAAAAACUGACAGAUUUGACAUUUGCUCAUUGAAAUUUGAUCCUUGAAGGCCACAUUGAUCCAAUUCCUUGGCUUUGACGAAAAUAAUGGAAUGGGUAGGAGGGAUGAAAUUGAAA